AUGGAGAGUACACUCGUAGUUGAUUCUACAGUAACCCAGGAUAAUGAAGCUACGCCCCUAACUUUCUGCUCAAUCCCGUCAUGCCAUUCUCUUCUUCCACCCGACUCGACAGCAUUUCACUUGCCUUCUACCGGAAUGUUGGUGUGCAGUGACUGCUACAAGUUAUACUUGAAAAGUGAGUACGAGAAAGUAAUUGCGGCAGAAAGAGGAACUGAAAAAUCAGUGGAAAACAAUUCAGCAGCUGUAUCAGACUUGAAAGAAGGUUCAAUUGAAAUUGAAUCCUCUGUGGAACAGUGGAGCAUGUCAACUACGGAGACUCAGAUUUGUCCUAUUCCAACAUUUGAGUUGAACUUGAUUGAAUCUGAUGCAAACCAGUCAAAUACCAUAUUGCAAUGUUCUGAAGAAUACAAUUCAAUUCCCCCAUAUCAAUAUCAAGAAUCAAAUGUUUUGUCCAAUAAUGAUGCCUAUCAAAUUCCAUCAUACCAACCGGAGAUAUACGUCAACAGCAGCGGUAUCGAUUUUUCUGAAAAUUCACUAGAAACCAUUACGUAUACUACACUGGAGCCAGCGUCUAGAGGCAGUUGUCCCUUAGAAGCACCAAUCACAGAUAAUCCUAGUAUUAGUUGUCAAGAAGAGAGUAUUGCCUACCCACAAGAGAAGCAACAGAAGGAAACUGAAAGCGACAAGAACUCAGAAACUCAAGAACCACAAAAAGAGAAUAUCCAGGAAGGUCAAAAAUGCACUGUCACAACCUGCAAGGUAAAACUUUACUUAUGGGAAAAUUAUAUUCAUCCUGUCACUAAAGAGAAGAUUUGCACUACAUGCUACAGUUAUUACAAAAGAUUUGGAAAAGACCGGGAAGAGACCAUAACGAAGAAAAUAAGAGGACGCAAAAAACAUUUUCUUGAAGGUCAAAAAUGCGCCAACAACGUAUGUAAGCGAACUCUACUUCUGGGAAAAACUAAUGUUCAUCCUGUCACUAAAGAGAAGAUUUGCAAAAUAUGUUAUAACUACUACAAAAGAACUGGAAGAGACCGAGAAGUGAUCAUAACUUGUGGAAGAAGAGAAAAACAUGAGACACAUUGUGCCAAUACAUUCUGCAAGCAAGCACUUAUUCCGCAAAACACAAGGAUACAUUCUAUCACAAAGGAGAAGAUUUGCAGUGCCUGCUUUGAUUAUUAUAAAAGGAAUGGAAGAGACCGAGAAGUGAUUAGAACUUAUAAAAAAAGAGAAAAACACGAAACAAAUUGCGCCAACACAUCCUGCCAGCAACAGUUGCGUCCGCAGCAGUGGGGAUCUCACCCUGUCACUAAAGAGAAAAUUUGUCGUCCUUGUUAUGACUACUUCAAAAGACAUGGACGUGAUCGAGAAGUGGUAGCAGCAAAAUUGAAGAAAUUAGACCGUGAUAGAACUGAAAGUGGAUCAGAUACAAUGUCCAUAUCUUCUGACGAUUCUUCAAUAGAAGAGUCUUCAGAAUCAGAUUGCGAGUCUGAUUCAUCUGAAAUGGGAUUAGAAUAG
Molecule: messenger RNA, 1518 nt
Organism: Caenorhabditis remanei
Lineage: Eukaryota; Metazoa; Nematoda; Chromadorea; Rhabditida; Rhabditidae
Exons: 14
Coding region: 1-1518 (505 amino acids)
Source: RefSeq, a predicted model, not a curated record